Melozone crissalis (California towhee) is the source of this 485-nucleotide messenger RNA. Its product is annotated as thymosin beta-12-like. Gene Ontology annotation, biological process: regulation of cell migration; actin filament organization. Lineage: Eukaryota; Metazoa; Chordata; Aves; Passeriformes; Passerellidae. Gene Ontology annotation, cellular component: cytoplasm. Bases 118 to 255 code for a protein of 45 amino acids. The transcript is spliced from 3 exons. The record is from RefSeq and is a predicted model, not a curated record. Gene Ontology annotation, molecular function: actin monomer binding.
UGGGAGGGGGAGGAGGGGAGAGGAGAGGAGAGGAGGGAUUACCCUGACCUUUUUCAACUCACACUGCCUCAGACGGCCACCAAGCAGCUGAAGAGAGAGCAGCCAGACGGACCCAUCAUGUCCGACAAACCAGAUUUUGCAGAAAUUGAAACAUUUGACAAGACCAAGCUGAAGAAGACAGAAACCAGAGAGAAAAAUCCACUGCCCACUAAAGAAACUAUCGAACAGGAAAAGCAAAGUGAAAGUACAGCCUGAGCAUAAAAUUGAAGAUGUGACUGCUGCUUCUUCAGUGGGGUUUUGACUUCUGAGUUGGGUUGUUGUUUUAUUUUGUCCCUCCCACCCCAUAUUUGUUGCCCAUUUAUUUUAGGAAACAUUUGGUCAUUUAAUGUUCCCUGGAGAAGUUUGUUUUGUGUUUGUUGAAGAAGAUACUAUGUAUUUGUAUUCUUAAAAUUUUAAUUCCAAGUUCAACCCCAUUACUUGGCAAA